Mollisia scopiformis is the source of this 3966-nucleotide messenger RNA. RefSeq lists its product as uncharacterized. NCBI's taxonomy places the organism in Eukaryota, Fungi, Ascomycota, Leotiomycetes, Helotiales, Mollisiaceae. The record is from RefSeq and is a predicted model, not a curated record. The transcript has 3 exons. The coding region runs from base 1 to 3966 and encodes 1321 amino acids.
AUGGCGGCAUUUGACAUAACAAUCAGCCGCAACCCAGCCAAAAUGCGAGCUUUAUUGAAUUUGUGGUUCGCUGCAGACUUUAAGCCAACUUUCAUUUCAGAUCGAGCUCCACAGCUUGAAGGCUUUGAUGAUGUCGAGCUGCUUGGACCGUCAACGACGGAGACCCGUGUCCCGAUGAGAAUGUUCGAUCUUGACACCAAGAAUCUUGUGGAUUAUCCCGAUGUUGGUGGACUGGGUCAAUACUGUAUGCUGUCCCAUCGCUGGAUGGAUCGAGAGGUCGACUAUGCAUUCAUUUCCAAUGCGAGGUUACUGGACUUCAAUCGGGCGAUGCUGGAUUUGAAAGCCCGUGACGAAGGAGGUCCCAGAUCACACGAACAUGGACAAGAAGCAAGGCAGAACGAUGUCCAGAUGAUCAAGGCUCAAUGUGACGUGGAAAUCGAAGAGCACGAGCAGACAAUCAAAUCUUUGAUUAACCCUUCUUUGGACGAACUCGGGAUGCGAAGCUCACCAGACAUAAUUGCGGAGCUUUUGUUGAGGAGAACUAAAGUGAAAGCCGCCAAGCAAAUGUUAUAUCAAGCCAAGAAAGAUGUGGAUGAGAAAUUAUCGAAGGAAAGGUACGCAGAACUGGAGGAAGAAGUCUUCAGGGACCUGAUGAAGGAGAUGGGGAUCGCGGAAGAAGACGCUUCAGAGAUCAAAGAACUCGCUGAAAUGGAGAGUAAGGAGACAGAAGGAACUGAAAGCGAGACCUCCUCCGAAACGACAGCGCAACAGAUAGAUCCGAGGACAGCAGACGACAUUGGAUUCUUCAAACAUCACAGUCGCGUUCGUGAAGCCAUUGACAAAAUGGUAACUCUAUUGCAGCAACGGAAGUCAGCAAUCAAGAUUGAGAAGUCAAUCGAACAAGCCAAAGAUAUCCUGGACAAGAAGCUCUUCCCGAAAGGACAGAAACGGUAUCUUUGGCUCGAUACAUGUUGCAUCAACAAGUCCAACGAUCGGGAGUUCACAGAGUCUCUAUCGCUUAUGGGAGACUGGUACGCGAAUGCAGACUUCUGCUUGGUCUACCUCGACAAGACGAAUGCUGCUCAACAAUGGGUCGAAGAGUGGCAACACUUCAAGACGAAAAGCGCUCCAACAGCCAAUAUCACAAGUUUCCGGGACAUCUUUGGCAGCGAACCAGAAUGGUCCACGCGAGGAUGGACGCUUCAAGAACUUGUGAUGAGCAAGAUGACAUAUUAUGUGAACUCUCUAUGGGAGCCUUUGGGAAGGCCAAUUGAAAACAUUGGCGCGUUCUACUACUUUUGUCCAUUCAUCCAGAUCUACUGCAACGGAGAUGUCAACAAUCCAUAUGCCGAAGCUCUCGAUGUAAUCGAAAAUGUGGAAACACUUACCAACUUACUUCAUGAAUCAAAGGUAGAGGUGAGAAUUCUUGUUCAUGAAAACGUGUCAGAUGAGGGCGCGCAGCCCGAAGUCAAUUUCCAGACAGAGAAGACCAAAGUCCAAAUCGCCCAGACGCUAAUUACUAUGCUCGAAGUUCUGGGAGUGCAAAUUCCUAAGAAUAUUGACAUGGAUACUGCCAAGCCUCAGAUAACCCAGUCCAUUCACUUUGCCUCCACGAAAUUGGUCUCUGCACAGACAGCUGGCAAACCUGCCACCGACCUUCUCCUUGCACUCAAAACGAGUGUGGAAGCGUGCAUAUCAGAGAAGCUCCGCACUGAUCGAUUGGAACUAAGGCACGCGAAGCAGCUGAUCAAUCUGUUGCUUCGAUGUCUAGUCAAAGUGACCGAGGCUCUCAUCAAAGAGGACAGAAGAUACAUCGCAGAAUUUGGCAAUGUUCAGGAUCUGAGAACGUGGCAAGAUGGCACUGCGAGAAGCGGAUUUUCAACCCACAAAGUCAUGUCACUGGCUUGCAAGAGGAGAUGCUUUGUGCCGACAGAUCGUGCAUACUCAUUGAUGGGGCUUCUGGGUGUUAGAUAUCCUGUAUUCCAUGCUGAAGGUCUCAAUAAAGCCAUGGUGCGCCUGCUCGACGAGGUCGUCAUAUCCUCGAACGAUGUUUCUGUCUUCAACUGGACGGGAAAGCAUCUUGGAAGUCCGAUCAAAGGAAGGUCGUUGUAUCCCUCAACACUUGAAGCAUAUGCAGCACAAAAGAACGAAAUGCGACAGAUGGUGAAGAACAAAAAGCUUGCUGAGAUGCUACAGAUCCAGCGUUACGAGGUGACGGAGGUGUUCGUGGGCAUUACGAGCAUGCUCAGAGACGCAAUCACCUUCGUCAAGGAUAGUAAGGAGAAAGCGCUUCCUCUUGGAUGGUUGAAAGAAAUACUUCUAGUCGUCAAGGAUGCUGACUAUGCUGCACUUACGCCUCAUCUUGACAAUCUUGCCAAGAUCCUCAUGUGGAUUCAACAGACAUUCUCGCCUCAGCCGACUCUUGACGAGAAGGCUACGGGAGAUCCUGCUAAAAGCGAAAGCGAGAAAAUUGAAAAGGCGACAUCUUCAAGUAGCAGCAGUCUGCCAUUUGGCCUUCACGCUCCACAAUACCCCUCUUUUGACACCGCAUCACUCAGAACCAAGCUUGGGGAUAAGAGAACUGAACUCCAAUCAUCUAUAUCGUCACAGCUCACCAAGAGAAGCCUUAGCACUAAAGCAACACCAGAAGACCUCACUAAGAAGUGGAAUGACGAAGUGAUUGCGUACAUCAAGAACAUCGACCCUCCUAAAGAUGACACAACAACUUCGAUACCAGUACCAGUACCAACAGCAGAAUCAUCAAAUUCAGACCAAGUUACACUGAAACCUGCCACAGCACCUGAACUGCCCCAAGAAUUUCAACAAGUUCUUGCGGACAUCAAAACCCGCGAGUUCAUUCAACCAAACACAAAGCCAGAAGAAAUGGAAACGAUGAUCUCACCCAAUCCAAUCAUCGUCAACAGCUCAGGAAUCGAAGGUGUGUUCGACAUCCAACGAGUUGUAGUCACCAUGCUUCAGCCAGAGAAGCUUCGCAGGCAGAUCGAUAGUGCUGUGACACCACAUCAAAAGAUCACUGGCUGGUGUACCAUCAGCACAGGCUUUGCGUUGGUGAUGGUCGGUUUCUGUUGCGAGAAACGCAUCCUGGAACAGGAACUGAAUGUCAUCAAUGUUGUUGAGCACAAAGUUCUCAAAGAGGUGAAGAAGGAAGAGCAAGGGAGGAAUCGUUUGGCCAGGAGGACUACAACUUCAUCGGACAUGACCAAAGCUAUGGGAACUCCUACAUUGUCAAGUCCCACAUCUCCAUUGUUGGGUGGGACAUUGAGUCCUCAAACCGAGGAGAUGAAAGUAGACCAGAAAGAUGACAAUGAUGAUAUCGAGGAAGCGAAUCAAGUCACGCGGAUGAUCAAGUUCGUGCAAGAGCCAGACUUGAAUUCAAUAGCAGGCGAGUGGGUACUUGCACGAUUCUCUGGAGUUCCAGGUGCCAAGUGGUUUUUGUGUCACGUAGAGCUAGGUUCCACCCAUAACUUCUAUGGGCAUCGUAUCCCAACAGAUGAAAUCAACUUCUACGAUGCAAGCCCGGAGAUGGGUCUCGUCAAGUAUUGGGAUGUGUAUAUGAUGCGCAAGAAAACCAAACUGUGCGGUAUCUUCGAGGCCCUUCUUCAGAGCAAAGAUAUGGGUAACACGAAAGCUCAAAUGGCAGAGGCACUAGGCGAUCUGGGUCAUAGCGUUGAGGGUGGUGAGCCAGAUUCAGAUACAGAGAGCAAGCCUGCAAGCAGCUACUUCGAUCAGAAAUUAGAGCAAGGCGGUAUGCUUGCUAUGAAGGUCGGAGCAGGACUCUUUCAAUCACUCUGGGAGCUGCAAGCAGAUCAGUUGGAAAAGAAUCUCAAUGCUGCAGUGUUGAAAAAGAUUCCGGCCCAUCUUCAAGCUGCUAUUGAAAGUUUGAACGAGAAUAAGGAUCUGCUACCUGCAAUGUUUCAUUCGGCAAGGAGAAUCCAUAUGUUCUGA